Messenger RNA from Lactuca sativa (garden lettuce), 977 nucleotides. RefSeq names its product zinc finger protein 8. NCBI's taxonomy places the organism in Eukaryota, Viridiplantae, Streptophyta, Magnoliopsida, Asterales, Asteraceae. Gene Ontology annotation, biological process: trichome differentiation; response to gibberellin; trichome morphogenesis. Gene Ontology annotation, molecular function: DNA-binding transcription factor activity. The record is from RefSeq and is a predicted model, not a curated record.
AUUUCACAAACCUCCAUUUUUUUCUUUAUAGGUCCCCCUCCCCCCAGAUGUAACUUAUUUACCAUCUUCUUACUCCUCAUACUUUGCUCAUCCGUUCUCCCUCUGCCACCACUUUCCGAUGGAAAAAACUGACAGAGAAACUCAUGAUUUCAUGAACGUCGAGUCUUUCUCUCAACUUCCUUUCAUCCGUCCAUCACCUCUCAAAGAAAAAGGCAUAAGGCUCUUCGGCAAAGAAUUUGGUGGUGGUGGUGAUUCAGCAGCCAUGAUUUCUGAUGACUUUGACAGUACUAUUGAUGCUUCAGCCGCCACCCAUGAAGAAUCCAAAGAAAUCGGUGAAAGUAGCCGAAAGUUCGAGUGCCAUUACUGUUGCAGAAACUUUCCUACUUCACAAGCCUUAGGUGGCCAUCAAAACGCACAUAAACGAGAACGACAACACGCCAAACGAGCUCACCUCCAGUCAGCGAUGGUUCAUCGGAGCUUCUCCGAAGCACAAAUGUAUGGCCUUAUGAACUACCACCGCUAUGUCACCACAACCGCCAACCCAUCACCACCCUACUACCACCAGGCCACCGGCGCCGCGUCAACCAUCACCAACUAUAAUAACAGAUUCUACGGAGGUAACUCCUCCUACACAUCUCAUCAAACACCCAUCAAUGGCAGUCCAUUGGCCUUAUGGAGAUAUCCAAAUGCCCAGCCAUCAACAUUUAACUAUGACAAUUCAAUCAACACCUCGUCAUUGAUAUCUUCGAAUGACGGGUUAAGGGCGUCAAGAAUCCCUCCAAGCUCUAGUUAUAUGUAUGAUUCAAAGCCGAGCGUUCAAGAUCAAGUUAGUCUUGACUUGCAUCUGUAACAUUACAUCUCAAAACUUCAUAGCCUUAUCUACCAUUUUCGUCUUAUGAGUUUUCUUUAGAAGCAUUUUAUAGAACUACCAUUUCAUUUUUAUGAAAGAUAUGAUGCUCAAGUAGAUAUUCAUCAAA